Molecule: messenger RNA, 1212 nt
Organism: Mesitornis unicolor (brown roatelo)
Lineage: Eukaryota; Metazoa; Chordata; Aves; Mesitornithiformes; Mesitornithidae
Product: putative short-chain dehydrogenase/reductase family 42E member 2
Exons: 11
Coding region: 1-1212 (403 amino acids)
Biological process (GO): steroid biosynthetic process
Molecular function (GO): 3-beta-hydroxy-Delta5-steroid dehydrogenase (NAD+) activity
Source: RefSeq, a predicted model, not a curated record
AUGCAAGAAGGAUCUACAGAAGAGCUCCAGAGCAGCCAGCCGUGUGAGAGCAAACUAAAUGAGCAUGCUGGUCUCCUAGUUAACAGAAGCAGAAAGACAAUGGUGACAGGAGGGGGAGGCUACCUGGGAUACAACCUGGGAUGUGCUCUUGUUAGGUCAGGAAUUGCUGUUGUUCUGUUUGAUGUACGGAAACCGAAAUGGGAAAUCCCAAGUGGAGCAGAUUUCUUCAAGGGUGAUGUGAGGGAUUGUGAUGCAGUGUUCAAAGCAUGUGAAGGAGUUGACUGUGUUUUUCAUGUGGCAGCAUGUGGAAUGUCAGGAUUAGAACAACUUCAAAAGAAAGACCAGAUUGAAUCCAUAAAUGUUGGAGGCACAAAAAUAAUAAUUGAUGUCUGCAAACAAAGAAAUAUCCCUAGACUGAUAUAUACCAGUACAGUGAAUGUGGUAUUUGGAGGGAAUCCUAUCGAAGAAGGAGAUGAAGAAACAGUGCCAUAUUUUCCACUGGAAAAGCAAUUUAAUCAUUAUUCUAGAACAAAGACAAUUGCAGACCAAAUGGUUCUUGCUGCUAAUGGAACUUUACUCAAAGGAGGGGAUAAGCUCCAUACUUGUGUGCUUCGUCCACCAGGCAUAUAUGGACCAGAAGAGCAGCACCACCUGCCACGAGUAGCCGUAAAUAUCGAGCGGAGAUUCUUUAACUUCAAGUUUGGGAAUCACAAAGUUCAAAUGAACUGGGUUCACAUAGGAAAUCUAGUCCAAGCUCACUUACUAGCUGCUGAGGCUCUCACCUCUGAGAAAGGUUAUGUAGCUAGUGGUCAGGCGUAUUAUAUACAUGAUGGUGAAAACGUCAUAUUUUCUGAAUGGAUAGUCCCUUUAUUUGAAAAAUUAGGCUACAGGAAACCCUGGAUAUGUAUUCCUGUUCUCCUGGUUCAUAUAGCAGCCACUGUGAUGGAAUAUCUGCACCUGAUACUAAAGCCAGUUUUUAGCUUUACACCUUUCUUGACAAGGAAUGAGGUGUGGAAUGUUACUGUAACUCACACUUUCCGAAUAGACAAGGCACGAAAUCAACUUGGUUACAAGCCCAAGAAAUUCUCACUUGCUGAUUCUGUGGACCAUUAUCUUAAAACAAGACCUACUUGCCAAGAAGAUCACACAUUCUUUAAAAUGGUGCUUACUUUUGGCAUUUUGUUAAGUUUGAUCAUUCUUUCUUUCUUCUAA